AUGGUGGGCACCAUCACUGGUGCUUUUGUUGUUUCCCUGCUGAUUCUCGUCACCCGAUCCUUCACGGGGGUCAGGCCGUUCGGCCUUACUACCGACGACUGCCUUGACCUGCCGGGAGGACCAUCAGGCGACUACCAUUCCGACACCAGGACGAAAGACCGGCCUCUGAUCCUCUAUGCCUACAGCGAGUCCGAGCACGCCCGCAUCAACCUCGGGUUCUUUGUGAACCAGGGCCUGCAUGAUGCCGCCGACUUCAUCUUCAUCUUCAACGGCGAGACGGACAUGGUCUCUAUCGUGCCGCCUGAGCCUAACAUCAAAGUGGUCGAGCGCCCCAACACGUGCUUCGACCUCGGUGCUUUCGGAGAGGUCCUGCAGGAAGACAACUUGUGGAAAAAGUACAAGCGCUUCAUCACCCUCAACGCGAGCAUCCGUGGCCCCUUUGUCCCGUUCUGGAGCGACCAGUGCUGGAGCGAUGCAUACCUGGGAAGGCUGACCAACGAGACUAAGCUCGUCGGCAUGACGGCCAGUUGUGGCCCGCCAUCCUUUAUUCAUUCCAGUAUUUGGGCCACAGAUGAUGUGGGCAUGGAGAUACUCCUUCAUCCGCCGCCCAAACCUCGCGAGGACGGAAGCUCGAGCGGACACCCCUGGACAGUCGGCUAUUCGACCUGCUAUGCGACAAUGUGGGACGCCAUCGACGCCGAGGCAGGGACGACCUCGAUGAUGGAGCACGCCGGCUACCAUGUCAAGGCCCUCAUGUCGACGUGGAGUGCAACGCCAGGCGACAUGUACUGGGAAGAGUGUGCCUACCACCCGGGGGACCCUAGUGUGCCGGGUGCUUAUCAAGGCACCAAUAUUCACCCGUACGAGACGUUCUUCCACAAGUCGAACCGGGGGAUCGACCCGGCGAUGCUUACAUUGAUGACGACUCUGCACUCCAAGGGAUAUAAUGCCGGCCGAAGCUACCAGCUGUGUAAAUGA
Molecule: messenger RNA, 978 nt
Organism: Microdochium trichocladiopsis
Lineage: Eukaryota; Fungi; Ascomycota; Sordariomycetes; Xylariales; Microdochiaceae
Exons: 2
Coding region: 1-978 (325 amino acids)
Source: RefSeq, a predicted model, not a curated record